UCAGGUUGGCCAGGGGGUGUGGCUUCUGGAGGAUACCUCACAGGAACUCUUAUACAAGGAUUGAUUGCGUUAACGGUUCCAGGCUAUACACCUAAAGGCUAUCAAGGGACAUUGCUUUUCUGGGCUGUUAUAUUUUUUGCUGUCUUCAUAAACACAGUGAUCAGCAGCACACUACCAAAGUUUGAAGGUCUAAUUUUGAUCCUUCAUCUUAUUGGAUUUUUUGGCAUCUUGAUCACCUUGAUCAUUCUCGGUCCGCAUGGCAGUACGUCCUUUGUGUUCAGGACAUGGCUCAACGAAGGUGGUUGGCCAACUCAAGGGCUGUCGUUUUUCGUCGGCUUGAUUGGAAAUGUGUUUGCCUUUGUUGGUGCCGAUGGAGCUUUUCAUAUGUCUGAAGAAAUUCAUAAUCCGUCCCUGAUCGUUCCAAGAUCGAUUAUGUUGAGUGUGGUAUUGAAUGGCAUCAUGGGCUUCGCAAUGCUCAUAGCCCUUCUAUUCUGCAUGGGGGAUACGCAAGACGCUCUGUCUACAAACACAGGCUAUCCAUUCAUGGAGAUCUUUCUUCAAGCGACUAACUCUGUAGUGGGUUCUGCUGUGAUGGCCUCCAUAGUCACAGUAUUAGCACUUUGCGCUACAGUUGGCAUACUUGCCUCGACAUCUCGAAUGUUUUGGUCUUUUGCAAGAGAUCGUGGCUUGCCUGCAUGGCGAAUUCUGCAACGGGUCGAUGCUCGAACCACUGUUCCCUUAUGGGCUGUCGCAACAACUACGACUGUUUCUUGUCUCUUGGCCCUUAUCACCAUUGGUUCUUCGACAGCCUUCAAUGAUAUAGUCUCGCUCUCUGUUGCUGGAUUAUACUCUUCCUACUUGAUCUGUGCAGUGUUGUUACUUUAUCGACGGCUCACUGGCAGCUUUCAGAAUGCACUAACAGACUUGGCGGAAACACCAGUGUUUUUGAAUACCAAAGGCGCGCAACUAGUCUGGGGUCCAUGGCAUGUUCCCGGAGUUCUGGGGGUGAUUAAUAAUACGUUUGCUUGCAUAUACUUAACCGUCAUACUAUUCUUUAGUUUCUGGCCGCCAUCAACACCCAUUGUACCAUCGACGAUGAAUUAUAAUGUUCUAGUCUCCGGGGGACUGGUGGCUUUCAGCUUGAUCUAUUACAUGUUAUGGGCGAAAGAUGAAUGGGAUGGCCCAAUUAUCGAGGUUCAAGUGAGAUAG
Mollisia scopiformis is the source of this 1209-nucleotide messenger RNA. RefSeq lists its product as uncharacterized. Gene Ontology annotation, molecular function: transmembrane transporter activity. NCBI's taxonomy places the organism in Eukaryota, Fungi, Ascomycota, Leotiomycetes, Helotiales, Mollisiaceae. Gene Ontology annotation, cellular component: membrane. The annotation marks the transcript as partial. Gene Ontology annotation, biological process: transmembrane transport. The record is from RefSeq and is a predicted model, not a curated record. The transcript has 5 exons.